This is a messenger RNA of Aspergillus saccharolyticus JOP 1030-1, 5418 nucleotides long. Its product is annotated as putative endosomal peripheral membrane protein (Mon2). NCBI's taxonomy places the organism in Eukaryota, Fungi, Ascomycota, Eurotiomycetes, Eurotiales, Aspergillaceae. The coding region runs from base 239 to 5368 and encodes 1709 amino acids. The record is from RefSeq and is a predicted model, not a curated record. The transcript has 6 exons.
GUUUGAUCAUUCGAAUUCCCUGGAGACGGCCAUCUAUGCACCUGUAUUGAUGUACAUCCACUCUUCACAAGACGGAAAUUGUGUCCAUUGAUGUGCCAUCACGCCAACUUCUGCUCUUCUCCCUGCCGACCCAAUCAGCGAUCCAACCACAUGAAGCCACAUCUGCCUAGUGCUACUGUACUGUACGACUGAUAGCGACUGGCACCCGGCCAUGAUAUGAUCCAGCACCCUGUUUGAAAUGUCCUCCCAGUUCCUCCAGGCGGAACUCUUGAAUCUCAUCCAAGAGUCUAGGAGGAGAAACUCGGAACUUCGCAAUGCCGCCGAAGAGUCCCUCAAUGAGUUGAAGGCGCUGCCUUCAACCUCAGAGGCUCAAAUCUCCGCCGAUCUUCUGCGCAAACCCAAGUUUGUAAACCCCUUCAUUAUCGCCUGCCAUAGUCGGCAUGCCAAGCUUGCAGGCAUCGGAGUCAUCUGUCUGCAGAGGCUGGUGGCUUCUCGGUCAUUGCCAUCAGAGCGCCUUAAAGAUGUGCUGUCCGGGCUGAAGGAGACGACGAACAUGAGCCUGGACAUUCAAUUGAAGAUCCUGCAAACAUUGCCGUCUCUGUUACAGCAUUAUUCGACCGAUCUGGGCGGAGAUCUUCUUGUGAGUACUCUGGAAAUAUGCGCAACCUUGCAGACGAACAAGAUGCCAGCUGUCUCGAGCACCGCCGCAGCAACGCUUCAACAGCUUGUGGUAUCCACUUUUGAGCUGGUCUCCAUUGAAGACAAGAAUUCUGACAAGACAACCCCUACUGUCACUGUCAAGGUUGACGGGAAUCCCAUUAAUGUGGGAUAUUGCGCUUAUGACGCUCUACGUGUCUUGGAUGACUUAUGUCGUCUAGUGGAUGGUGAACCGCUCUAUUUUCUGCGGAUCAAAUCUCUUUCGACGCCGUUCACCUUGGAGCUCAUCGAGAGCAUUCUACUCAAUAGUGGCAGACUUUUCGUUACCCAUGCCGAGUUGACUCAGGUCUUGCGGGCGAGGCUUAUGCCGGUGCUGGUGCGAAUUCUCUCCGAGAGGCAUACUUUCUCCCAGACUGUUCGGGCCAUCCGCAUCCUCUCAGUGCUGCUCAAACGUCACAUGUCUCUUCUGCCUGCCGAAUGUGAAAUGGCUCUCGGGCUAGUCACGCAUCUACUCGAGCCAGACGGGACGGCGCCUUGGAAGCGAGUGCUCUGCAUGGAGUUGUUCCGAAGCCUUUAUGCUGAGCCAGGCCUAGUACGGCUGAUAUACUCCUUGUAUGAUGGUGAUGAAAGAAGAAAGAAUGUCUUGAAAGACCACAUGGCCGCUCUGGUUCGCCUCGCCUCUGAAAAGCCUUCUCUGAUUGGGGUCAGCGCCCGGUCAACUGUUCCUCUGCGAACCGAGCAUACGAGAGCUGUCACGGAAGAGCAAAUCACUCUCGAGGCAGGAGGUGUUGCUGGCGUCAUUGGCGCAUCUGUUCCCAUCACCGACUCCGAUGCACCAGGAAUUAGCAGCCAGUGGAGUGUGGUUCGGACACCCUAUACGGAACUUCUCGAUAAGACUGAGCCGCCAUCGCCACCUGAGACCUAUAUCUAUAGUCUCGUACUGAACUGCAUCAGCAAUUUGGCUGAGGGGCUUGCAAAGUUUAUUCUACCAUUGACUGUCCCAGACCUGAAACAGAAGCGGCGGAGUCGCGCGGCAGGCUUUGGACAAGGUGGGGAUACCUCAAGGCAACCUCAAGACCUCAGCAAGAAUGCCCACAACAGAAGGUCAACCGUACCUAUCAAUCCUCUCGAUAUAGAGUCCCAUCCUCAGCUUGGAGCCAUCAAAAGCUGUGCUGGCAUUAUUGAGAACUGCUGGCCGGCCAUUCUUGCAGCGUGUUCCACGUUUCUAUACGCGGCCCUGGAUGAUGAAUUCUACCACAACCUGGUCCGGUCAUUCCAAAAAUUGGCGCAUGUAGCUGGUCUUCUCAGACUGUCGACGCCGCGUGAUGCCUUCUUGACGACACUUGGCAAAGCUGUCAUGCCAGCGGAUGCCGGCAGCGCGAAAGUAGCGAGUACCUCAGCGUCUGCUACGACAGCUGUGCAGUCUAAGCAAAAUACGGACAGCAAAGCAAGGGACUCGCAAGCGUCUCUAGGUAGCUCAUCAGUAUCUGCUGAAAUAAAUGGUCCGUCAGAGACCAACAUCGUGUCUCUGAGUACAAGGAAUCUCCUAUGCUUACGUGCUCUGCUUAACCUUGGAAUUGCGCUUGGGCCAACUCUAGAUCAGCCGGCCUGGUCUAUUGUGCUCGGCACGCUUCAAGAUACUGAUAUUCUGAUUGGCCUGACCGCAAAUCCUCAGGCCAUGAUAAGCUCCGCUGAAGCUUCGGCUGCAUCAGUGGACGUGCCGAAAGCCAAUCUCGGCGCCGAGAUUAUAGCCGUACAGACCGCGUCCGCAAAGAUGUUUGAGAGCAGCGGCGAUUAUCCGACCGAGUCUUUCCAGGAUCUCUUGACUGCGCUUCUGGACCUAUAUGGGACGGCCGAUGAUUCCUCACAAAACGCGCCGCUGUCUCCUACUGGGGAGCUUCUUUCUCCGCGUUCGAGUCUCAUGCGCAAGAACACUCAUCGCGUAUCGCUCUCCGUGGGAAAGUCUAGGACCCAAGAUGAGCUGGUAAGAUUUGUGCUCGAGAAAGCCAACGAGAUAGCCAUAGCCAACGUUGAUCGACUGUCUUCAUUGCUCGAAUUUGACCUAAGGGCUUGGAGCCUUCUCACAUCAAGACUGAUAUUCACUGCGGCCGAUAAAGGGAUCAGCCAGAAGUUCAGGCUCAGGGCCAAUGACGUACUCAACAACAUUGUAACACUGACCAUGAAGCAAAGGGAGGAUGAAGACUCCGAGAAGCAGAACGAGCGACAGCUCAGGAACCUCCAAGCGCUCAAGAUGCAGAUCAAAUUGCUCUACGAAGCAAGUGGCUGCUCAAUCGGCUCCCCCACUCCGCCAGUCGUGGAGAUCCACGAGCAAAGCCUAGAGACCCUCAAAAGUAUACUCGAACAAUAUGGCGAGACAUUCGUGGGGGGAUGGGUGCCUGUAUUUGACCUCAUAACAAGUGUCUUUGGUGAGAGCAGUGAAAAGAGGACUGUCGGAACCUCGAAUGCGAAACAGGCCAGAUGGAUCGCAGAUUCGGUUCGACUCGUGCGGGUCGCCUACCAAUCCCUACAGCUCAUAGCUUCUGACUUUGUUGCGCUGCUCCCACUCCCUUGUCGACUGGACUUGGUGGAGUCGUUCGCCAAGUUUGCCCAGCAGCAGCAAGAUUUUAACAUCUCGCUGACUACAACAUCAUCUUUCUGGAAUGUCUCGGACUUUCUGCAGGGACAGAUCGAGCAGUUUUGCAUUGAAUCUCACAUUGAUGCGUCCGUGAGCGAGGACGUGCUUGCGGACCUCGCCAAGGGCGAUGACCCCUCGAUCUCGCGGAACGCAUUGUGGUUACUACUUCUUCUGAGGAUAGUAGACUUAACGACGGAUAGUAGGUCUGAGGUCCGUAACUGUGCUAUUCAAACACUGUUGAGGAUUUUUGAUGCCUGCGGGCAACAUUUAUCCCCAAAGGCAUGGUGUUUGUGUCUAAACAGGGUUCUCUUCCGUAUGGUGGAGGAGAUAGAAGAUGAGCUCAGCCUGACGCUGGAUCCGAACCAGCUAAAUAACACUGAUAGUGUUAAGGCAUGGAUCGAAACGACGGUCGUCAUGGUGAGAGGAGUGUCUGAUUUGAUCACGAACUUUUUUGAGACGUUGGUCCGGGACGACUUGUUCGAUCAGUCAUGGGAGCGUCUACUAGGCUAUUAUCAAAGGCUGCUCAAUCUGCACCUCCUAGAAUUCAGUGAAGCUGCUUACUCCAGCCUCACGAAUAUUUUACUACGGAUACAGGCGGCGGAUAAUCUCACGAAAGAGUCUCUACGUUCUACGUGGCUUUUGUGGUUGAGUGGUCACCCGGCCCAGAGAGAGGAUCUUCUGAACCUCAACACUCCAAAUCAAGAAGCUGCAAUCGCCUACCUUCAAGCUUUUCAACAAAUAUAUCGUUUGCAUAAGGAAGACCUUGAAGGUGAGAGCGUCGAGACGAUACUCGGACAUUUGCAGCUGCUUGCCUGGAAUUCGAUAUCUCCGCCAUACUCUCCAGAUAUUGACCGUCCUUCUCAAGUGCAGGCGCUGAUUCUUGAAUGUCUGAAAACCUUGUGCACGGAGAAAGACAACUCACAGUCAAGCAUUCUUGUCUGCCUGGCGGAACUGGCUGAUUCCCCAUUGUCCAAGUGGUCGCCAGAGAGUGAUUCGAAGAAGCCCACCUUUGUUGCUUUUUCGAAAAGGGUGAUAGACCUUCUUGACUGGUACAUUUCUGAGCACGGAAUCAAGAAGGACAUUUUCCUGGACGGAUCUUUGGCUGCCGCCCUAGGUCACCUGGUGAAGUCGAUUGAGUUGAGAUACGAAUGGCCAGGAAAGGAUCGUGAGCCGAGUCUCUCGCAGAAGUCCACCACUGCUUGCUUGAAUAUCCUUCAGGUUGGAAUUCCUUACGUGGAACAGCAAUACACUAUGUCACAGCAGGAGCAAAUCACGCGUUUUUGGGAUUGUGUGGUCGAUCUCGCGAAAGGGAUCGUCUCGGCUCGCGGCUAUCGAACCGCUUUGGUGCCUCACAGCAAGAUACUGAGUGACGAAGCUUUCGACGUGGAUGCGUUCCACAAACUCAAAACUUUGAUUAUUCCGUCGCUUGGGUCGUCUAUGAUCCCAGACUCCACCCGCCGAGACUUCGCCUGUGCAUUGCUGUGGCCCUCGUUCAUCUACGCCCCGCAGCGACUCGACCUUCCUCGCAAGCCCCUCGAAGAAGACCCGCUGCAUGGCUUGUACGAUGUCCGACCAGGAAGAACCUUCGAUCCCUCGCCGACCCUUCGCACCAAAAUGGCAUAUAUCCUUGUCGACACGCUCUUUGAGAUCGCCUCUGCCCCGCUUCUUCCUUCAUCCGUAUCGACCCCUUCGGAGCAUGAGUCCUCCGCGGAGCGAUCAGCUGCCCGUCUGACCCUCGCCCGGUCCAUCUCCCCGUACCUGAUUUUGCGGAGCGCCGUAUCCCUGAAGGGCUACAUUGCCGACCAGCCGCUGCGGGGCCUUAUGCCGCAGCCCACACCGGCCCGUAAGUCCCUAUUGCACCUCCUCCGCGGAAUGGUGGCUCUGCGUAGCGAACCGUCGACGAUCCCCACGCCUCCAGCUAGCCAGCCAGGCGUAGUAGCGGACAACGAUGAGACGAAUCACAAGCAGCACCUGGCGUGGAUCUACCCGCUGGUUGUACGGGCGGUACAGGUAGCAGGAAAGCAGCAGGAUGACGGGGAGCUCCUAGGAGCUUUGGGAGAGGUUCUGUCGGCUUGAGGUUGGGUUGUAUUAGAUGUAUCUUUAUUCUGUUUUCACUAGAAACCUCU